GGGAAGGAUAUGGUCCACAUAUCAUACCUGUUUCUUUUCCAUCAGUGCUCAUUGCAUUUACCUUGAGGAGAAGUUUUUGCAUUCAGUAGUAGUUGCAGAAAGGGUUUAAGGAAAAUGGUGGCGGAUUCAGGCUCAGCUAGCGGCGCCGCCGCUGCCGUCGCUUCCUCCUCGUCAGCUGCACCAAAAAUUAUAUUGGCCAAGCCCUCCGCACCUCGCAUGGAAAGUGGGGGAAUUAAAAUAUUAGAAGCACCAGACAAAGAGAGAGACAGAGAGAGUGAGACAAACCCUAGAUCUCGCUUGCCCCAUGGCUCCUUAAAUCUCCUCUCAGAUUCUUGGGAUUUCCACCCAGAUCGCCUUUUCAAUCUAGUGACAGAUAAUACGGACUUCACAGUUAUCGGAGUUUUGGGACCUCCUGGUGUAGGCAAGUCAACAAUUUUAAACGAGCUUUAUGGCUUUGACAGGAAUACAUCAGGUGUACUUCCACCAUUUGCAGUUCAAUCAGAAGAAAAUAGAGCUAUGGCAAGGCAUUGUAGUGUUGGCAUUGAACUUAGGAUGUCUGUUGAGCGCUUUAUCCUCCUUGACACUCAGCCUGUACUUAGUGCUUCUGUUUUGACGGAGAUGAUGAGGCCCGAUGGAUCUUCUGCCAUCUCUGUUUUGGGUGGAGAUUCUUUAUCAGCCGAGUUGGCACAUGAGUUGAUGGGCAUACAGCUUGGUGUUUUCCUUGCAUCGGUCUGCCAUGUAAUUUUGCUAGUAACGGAGGGCCUUCAUGAUAUCAGUCUUUGGAGACUUAUGCUAACAGUUGAUAUGCUAAAGCAAGGGAUACCUGAUCCAUCUCUGUUGAGUUCCUCUUCAACAGGAGCAGGAUCGUAUUCACAAGGUUCAAGUGCAGCUUCUGACAAAGAGGAACGAGACAGUUUGCAGGAUGAUUCAACUGAGUUUCUAGCUGAUCCAGUGUUCAUCCACACAAAGUUGCGUGAACAGGAAUGCUCUUGGUACAAUGUUGCGUGUUUGGAGAAAGCUUUGUCUCUUUAUUUUAAUUCGUCAUCUUUCAGGAGGAAUGGAGCUGUCCAGUAUUUUCCAUCACGGCUCCAAUAUGAUAGUCAGUCAGAUGUUCUGAGUGAAGCCUUCUCUCGACCACCUAAGGAUGAGAAUGGCCCAGAGGGGCAUGCUAUGUUUAAUAGUUCACAUGUUAGAUAUCAUGAGAUGUCUGCCAAUAGAUCAGGUUCUGAUGGAGUCAGUUUCUUUGUUCUUCCCUUAAAGGUCUCUGAUGACUCGGUAAAAGUUCACAACGAAAGCUUUGAGUCCAUGCUGAGGCAGCUCCGUGAUCAGGUGCUCUCAAUGCCUCGUCGUUCCUUUGCAAGGCCAAUCAGUGAACGUGAUUGGCUUCGAAAUGCAGCUCGAAUAUGGGAUAUGGUCAAAAGGUCUCCAGUCAUUGCUGAUUACAGCAAAACACUUCAAAGCUCUGGAUUGUAUCGAAGGUAGCCAUUGUGAUAUUUAGAGUGCACUUCUGUUAUUUAUCUCACUUAAGAGUUUCUUGUAGACCCUGGGCUGAGUUCGCAUCUCCUAACUACUAUUGUGGAACGGAAGACUAAUAAAAUAGUGUUCACUAUACCUUGUCAGUCUAUGUUGAUUCAAGAUGGAAAUAGAACUGGUGACAUGAAUUGUGAGCUUGAUUUAUUGCCAGGUAAGACGGAGAAAUCAUAAACUGGUUGUAAAACCAAUUCUGUAACUGUUUUUAAUAUGCAAAUGAUCUUUUCAAGACUGUUAA
Molecule: messenger RNA, 1768 nt
Organism: Cryptomeria japonica (Japanese cedar)
Lineage: Eukaryota; Viridiplantae; Streptophyta; Pinopsida; Cupressales; Cupressaceae
Exons: 8
Coding region: 115-1482 (455 amino acids)
Biological process (GO): nuclear-transcribed mRNA catabolic process, nonsense-mediated decay
Source: RefSeq, a predicted model, not a curated record